Rana temporaria (common frog) is the source of this 2600-nucleotide messenger RNA. RefSeq names its product pentraxin 4 (gene PTX4). The transcript is spliced from 3 exons. Bases 566 to 2335 code for a protein of 589 amino acids. The record is from RefSeq and is a predicted model, not a curated record. Lineage: Eukaryota; Metazoa; Chordata; Amphibia; Anura; Ranidae.
CAAGACGCUCCUUCUAGCGUCUAAAAUUGGCUCGUUGGGAAUAGUCCGUGCGCCUGCAAAACCCAUCUAUUUGUGGAUGGAGCCGGAGCCGAGUGUGGGGGGGACAGAGAGAGAGACGAGUCAGAGGAGGAAAGGUUCGGAGCGGAGAAGAAGCUUGCUAUCGGCACGUGAGGCCAUAUAAAGGAACAAUAAAAAAAAAAGGAAUAAACAAGGGAAUACAACUUUUUGGGAAAAUAAUAAAGGAAGGCCAUUUAUUACAAAGAGGAAGUCUACUGGCCAGCAAGAGAGUAAGGAAUGUAAAGCGAGGGACGAGAAAGGUGAAAGAGUCCAUAGAAGAAGAUCCAUAUUUCAGGAGGAUAGAAGAAGAUACAUAUUUUUGGAAGAUAGAAGAAGAUCCAUAUUUCGGGAAGAUAGAAGAAGAUCCAUAUUUCGGGAAGAUAGAAGAUUCAUAUUUCGGGAAGAUAGAAGAAGAUCCAUAUUUCGGGAAGAUAGAAGAAGAUCCAUAUUUCGGGAAGAUAGAAGAAGAUCCAUAUUUCGGGAAGUGAUAGCCAUAGGACGGCGGACAAUGAGGAUGGCCGGAGGUCACAUCUUCAGGAUCCUGGUCUUGGCUGGUUUCUGCCUACAGAGCGUCUUCAUGGAACAACGGCGGCUCCUGGAGCAGAGGAAGCCGUUUUUCGAGAGGUUCAGACGGCUGGAGGAACAGUUUCGACGUUUCCAAGAUAUGACGUUGAACCGUUUACAGGGCAUUGCCGAAAACUACAACAUCUCCUACAACAUCGAUGCCCGUUUCCAUCACCUUUCUGACCAGCAGCAGUCACUGACCGAAGCCCUCAAUGCUUCAAGUAACAUGACUCAGCAGGAGCUGAAUGGGGUAAAGUUUUGGCUAAAAAAGGUCCAGAAGAAAACAAAAAAGUUGGAUCUGAAGAUCUCUGCGCUUGAGGGAGCCAUGGCUGAGAGGAAUAAGCAGAUAACCAAGGAAAACAAAGCCCAGGAUGUAGCGAUGGCUAACUUCACAACAACGCUUAGCAACCAGAAAAGGAUUAUUUACCAGUUAGUGAAAGACAAGGGUCAGCUGCAGAAAGGGAUGGAGGUCUUUCGAGAGUCUGUCGAGAGUCAGGGCAGAAAAAUUGCAGAACUAGAAAAACAGCUGGAGAACAUGCAACACGUGCAACAAAAUGAAAUUCUACCACCAAACUCCUUAAUGGUUCCAGAGAUUAAUCGUACCCCUGAAGAUAAACUACCGGAGUCCCCACAGAAUGAUCCAGGGCCAAUAACUAUUCAACAACGACUGCUAAAGCUAAAGACCAAGCAUACCCAAAGGAAGAAGUUUCACGAGGAGCAGCUUAUGCUUAUACCCAGCAAAAACAAAAUGGAACCCAUGGCAGCUCAACACAGUGAGAUAACCAAGAAACUAGGUCUACCAGAAGAGAAGAAGCCCGAUUUUCAAACUACAAAGGCGCCUUCCCUUACAAUGAGUCCACAGCCCAACCAGAGAACCAGCCUUCCUGUGUUCCAACAACUGCUUGAUCCUGUCAUAGAUAAUACUAUACAGAUAUCAGCCCAUCGUAGUUCUGUGGUCAGAGACCCCAGACCACCAGGGGAAACAAUAACACCUCUUCCAUCUACUAGGAUCCCAACACAUACCACAGCUGCUCCAAAACUUGAAGAGAAAAGCACCAAAACUCCAGCCACGAUUUGCAAUGUGCAUUCCAUGCUCAUUUUCCCUAACGCAUCCACGGAAAACUAUGCCACCUUCACCAAAGGCCUGAGGGAACCAUUGCAUGAACUGUCUAUCUGCAGCUGGGUCAAAACGAAUGCCAGCUACCUGGGCACCAUCCUUUCAUAUGCCACAGAAGAUAAUGACAACAAGCUGGUCCUGCAUGGCAGGAAUGGUGCCACCUAUGACGCUUUCCACUUUGUCAUUGGUGAUCCAGCCUUCCGGGAACUACCGCUGGUGCCCUUGAUUGAUGGGAAAUGGCAUCACACUUGUUUCAUCUGGUCCUCCAUCCAGGGCAAGUACUGGUUCUAUGUUGACCGAAGACUGACGUCCACUGGAUCACGGUUCCAAAAGGGUUAUGAGAUCCCACCUGGAGGAUCGCUGGUUCUUGGCCAGGAGCAGGACACCUUGGGUGGUGGAUUCGACAGUUCAGAGGCGUUUGUUGGAAAUCUGGCUGGCUUUGCCAUGUGGAAUCGGGCCUUGUCACCUGGGGAGGUCUCCGGCAUUGCUACAGGGAAAGGUUUGCCCAGGGGCACUAUCUUAACACUGGCAGAUGACCCCUUAAUUCAUGGAGCUGUAGAAAGAGUGGACUGUACCUGUCUGGAGCACUGUCCUUAGGAGUGCUAUUCAGUCUAUUUUUGUACAUAUUGGAUAUAAUGAGUAAAAUUGCGGUAUUGAUAGGAGACUGGUUCCAAUCCAAAAUGACGUUGGUGGUGAACGAAAUACCAAACCCUGUACUGCAUCACAUGGAUCUUCUUUCCUGCCAGUGACCAACAGCAGUCCUGUUAGUAAAACCCUAUUAACAAAGUAUGGUGCCACGUACACACAACCUUUUUUCCCAUCGGAUAAAAAAACGAUGGUUUUCCCGAUGGAAUUCCGGCCA